Molecule: messenger RNA, 1315 nt
Organism: Caenorhabditis elegans
Lineage: Eukaryota; Metazoa; Nematoda; Chromadorea; Rhabditida; Rhabditidae
Source: the annotation of a RefSeq genome assembly
AUGUCAAACCAAGAAAGUAUUGAACUAGAAUCAUUCAUUGAUGGCAGAACGGAACAGAAUCGGUCUGAAACUAAAUCUACAUCUCGAAAUGUUUCAAAAAUUAUCACAAUUACUAUUGUAAUUAUUUUGCUUUUAAUUUUUACACUCGGCGGAAUAAGAGUAGCCACUGGGAUGUUUGUCUUUCCAGAAAAAAUUAGUAGCACUCCAGCUCCAGCUUCAGCUAACCAAAGAAUAUCAGCCUGCAACAAGCGAGUAAUUGGAUAUUAUUCAGCGACUGAAACUUCCGAAAUCACCAGCAGCCAAAUUUUCAAAUUAACGCAUGCAGUUUUUGCAUUUGUUUAUAUGACUUCAGAAGGAAUAUUGACAUUUAUCGAUCAAUAUGAAAUGGAUCGAUUUUCGAAAUUAAAAGAGGUUGUUCGAAAUGGAAAGUAUAAAGUCAAACUGCUGUUUUCCAUUGGUGGAAAAGACAAUUCGCGAAAUUUUUCUACGGUUAUAUCAAGUGAAAAGAGAAUACAAACAUUCAUUAAGUCUAUUCUCGAUUUUCUUAAAGAUCACAAUCUCAAUGGUGUGGAUUUGUUUUGGAAAUGGCCAGAAGAAAAAGAAAAAAUGAAGUAUUCGAAAUUCAUUCAAAGACUGAAAAAAGAAGAGUAAAUAUAUUUUGUCAAUCGUAGUACCACCCCCUCAUGUAAGAGGAUGGGAACGGGCAUAUGACUUCAAACAACUUGUUCAAGAUGUCGAUUUUGUGAAUAUAUACUCAAUGGACUAUUAUGGACCAUGGCCAGAUGACUUAGCAGGUGAUACCACGGGACCAUCAGCACCGAUUUUUGGCUGUCCUUGGAAAAAAGGAGCAUAUAAUGUCCACCACUCGGCAAAAAUAUAUUCUUGUCGAACGAAGAAAUCAAGUAAAUUCAAUAUUGCUAUUCCUUUCUACGCAACACUAUGGGAAAAUGUCUAUGAACCAUUCCCAAGUCCAGGAAGAGAUGUGUUUAGAUACGUCGCAUCGAAUAAUGGGAUGACAAUUGGACAAAGAUAUAUGAAUCGAUCAAUUGUGAAGCAGCAAGGUUUUCAGUUGGAGCGAUAUUCAUAUGACGAAUUGACAAAAGGAUCAUUUAUUUAUAAUUCCACAACUGUGAGAUAUCUGACAUUUGAAACCGAGAGAAGUAUUAGAGAAAAGACUGGUUACGUCAAGGAUGGGGUUAUGGGUGGAGUAUGGAUUUGGUCAGUUGAUAUGGAUGAUGAAUCAAAUAGCCAAUUAAAUGCAAUCACCUUUAAAGGAAGAUGUGCCGUUGAAAGAAAAUCUAAACACGACUGCUGA